This is a messenger RNA of Dermacentor silvarum, 2891 nucleotides long. RefSeq lists its product as uncharacterized. The transcript is spliced from 44 exons. NCBI's taxonomy places the organism in Eukaryota, Metazoa, Arthropoda, Arachnida, Ixodida, Ixodidae. Bases 95 to 2833 code for a protein of 912 amino acids. The record is from RefSeq and is a predicted model, not a curated record.
CCUGCCAGCCACUCCCUGCCAGCUGCGGACGUGGCCCCCGGUAUCGACGGGGUUUAAAAGAAGGUGCUUUUACUUGGACGUCCUUAGCGAGUGGAUGAUCAUGGGCACCACCGCUGGCAGAAAUCAAAAAAUUAUGCGGCCGCUUCUUAUUGUCCUGGUCGCAUUCGCUCUUCAAGAGGCGGCACUCGGUCGAGUGAGCCUCAGUAUUAACCAAACGCCCAACCGCGAACAAUGGCCCACUGAAGUCCUAUCUGGAGGUUUCGGUUAUGGAGCUGGGGCCUACGGUGGCACAACUUCAAAUUCCGGCAGCCGUACCUUGGGUGGCACAAGUGGAACAUUGUCCAUUGGCUCGGGUAGUUUAGGUUACGGCGGAAGCAGUGGUGGAGUUUCCGGUACCUCGAGCGACUCAGGCUACGGUAGCUCUUCUGGAGGAUCCUCAGGAUCUGCAAGCAGCUCUGGUCAUGGAUCUGGUUCCCUUGGUGGCUUCACUGUAGGACUGCCUGGUAUGAUCGGCGGUUCAGGUGUCGGUGGCUCUCUUGGAGGAGCGUCGGGUACCUGGGGCGGUUCAAGUCACGCUGGCUCUGUUGGAGCAGGAUCGGAUACCUCGGGUAGCUCAGGUGUCAGUGGCUCUCUUGGAGGAGUGUCGGGUGCCUGGGGUGGUUCAAGCUAUGGUGUAUCUCUUGAAGGAACUUCUGGUUCUGCGAGCAACUCAGGCCACGGUGGCUCUGCUGGAGAAGCGUCGGGUACCUUCGGAAGCUCAGGCCACGCUGGCUCUGCUGGAGCAGGAUCGGGUACCUCGGGAAGCUCAGGUGUCGGUGGCUCUCUUGGAGGAGCAUUGGGUACCUCGGGCGGUUCAAAUUAUGGCGGCAGUGGUGGAGCAUCGCUGGAUGGUUCGGGUGGCUCAGGCUACGGUGUAUCUCUUGGAGGAACUUCGGGUUCUGCGAGCAGCUCAGGCCACAGUGGCUCUGCUGGAGUAGGGUCGGCUACCUGGGGCAGCUCAGGCCACAGUGGCUCUGCUGGAACAGGAUCGGGUACCUCGGGAAGCUCAGGCUUGGGUGGAUCUGCUAAUGAAGCUUCGGGAUCUUCGAGUGACUCCGGCUAUGGUGGCUCUUCUGGAGGGGCCUCUGGAUCUUCCAGUGGCUCAGGUUAUGGCACCAAUGGCUUCAACGGUGCUGGCGGAGUUGGCGGCUCAGUGUCCGGUUCACUGGGUGGUUCAGGCUACGGCGCCGGCGGCGUUGGCGGAUCAGGAUUCGGUUCCUUGGCUGGUGCAGGUUCUAGAUACGGUUCCAUCAGUGGCAGUUCAAGCACCGGCGGUAGUGUGAGACUCCCGGGCUUGACUGGCUACGGUGGCUCUGCCGGAGGAGCCUCGGGAUCUGCGAGUAGCUCAGGCGAUAGUGGCUCUACUGGAGGAGCCACAGAUUCUUCGAGUACUACAGGUUAUGGCGGUAGUGGCUACGGUGGUGCGGUUGGCACUGGCGGAUCGCUGUCGGCUACUUCGGGAGGUUCAGGUUCUGGAUACGGUUCCCUCAGUGGCAGUUUGAGCACCGGCGGUAGUGUAAGACUACCGGGCGUCACUGGUACUUCAACUCAAGGCUUCGGUCUCUCUGGCAGGCUUACUGGAACACUGCCUGGUGCCUCAGGGUCUGGUGAGCGCUACGGUAGCUCUGCCGGAGGAGCCUCGGGAUCUGCGAGUAGCUCAGGCAAUACUGGCUCUACUGGAGGAGCCACAGAUUCUUCGAGUACUACAGGUUAUGGCGGUAGUGGCUACGACGGUGCGGUUGGCACUGGCGGAUCACUGUCGGCUACAUCGGGUGGUUCAGGUUUUGGAUACGGUUCCUUCAGUGGCAGUUCGAGCACCGGCGGCAGUGUAAGACUCCCGGGCAUGACUGGUACUUCAAGUUCUGGACAUGGUUCCAUCAGUGGCAGUUUAAGCACCGGCGGUGGUGUAAGACUCCCGGGCAUGACUGGCUACGGCGGCUCUUCCGGAGGAGGCUCGGGAUCUGCGAGUAGCUCAGGCUAUAGUGGCUCUACUGAAAGAGCCACAGGUUCAUCGAGUACUACAGGUUAUGGUGGUAGUGGAUACGGCGGUGCGGUUGGCACUGGCGGAUCACUGUCGGCUACAUCGGGUGGUUCAGGCUACGGCGCAGGCGUCCUUGGCGGCUCUGCCGGCUCUGGCGGCGUGGGCGGAUCAUGGUCGGGAUCCUCAGGUAGUGCCGGUUCUGUCGGAGGAAGUGCAGGCAGUGGAGGAGGAUGGGGAUUGAGUGGAUCGGGUGGUUUAGGGGGCGGUGCCCUCGGAGGUGGAGCUGAAGCAGGGUUCGGAGGAAGUGCUGGAGGAGGAUAUUCGGGAUCUGGUGGUGUCAGUGGUAGCGGUGGAACAGGGCUCGGAGGCGUAAGCUGGGGAGGAACUUCAGGGGGAGGUGGCUUCGGAGGUGGAGCUGAAGCAGGAUUCGGAGGAAGUGCUGGAGGAGGAUAUUCGGGUCAUGGCAGUGGAUAUGGAGGAGGGAACGCAACAAUUUCCGGUGGAUCGGGUAGUUGGAGCUUCGGCGGCCGUCCAUACGGUGGCUGGAACGCAUCACAACCGGCUUGGAAUGGUACUUUCGGGUCCAUGUUUCAACGCAAGUGCCGUAUCCCAGGCGAGGUAUUCUGGCGCAGUUCGAGCAACUGUGGCGAGUGCACGUGCAGCCAAUACUUAGCAGGAAGGCGGCCCUCUGGGACACCCGCAGCAUGUCGCAAGGACCUCGUUGCCAAGUGUUGGUGCAGGAGGUGGUUCUGUCGCGCAAGCAACGGCAAAUGUGUUCUCAGAAGGAAUUGCAAGAAAGCGCUAGCAGAAUAGUCGACAGGAUCCCCCCCCCCCCCAGCUCGUUGCUAAACUGCAAUAAAGGUUCACUGAA